Molecule: messenger RNA, 1301 nt
Organism: Sesamum indicum (sesame)
Lineage: Eukaryota; Viridiplantae; Streptophyta; Magnoliopsida; Lamiales; Pedaliaceae
Product: zinc finger protein ZAT9
Biological process (GO): regulation of DNA-templated transcription
Source: RefSeq, a predicted model, not a curated record
GAUAUUACAAAAAUACAUUUAAAAUUUUUGUACUGUGAGAUCACAUUUUUGGCGCAGUCGCCAGUCAGUUCCUUUCGGUGGAGGAAUUCUUGUCACCCACACCUCUCCUUUACUGCCCUCGCUUCCUCCCCUCUCUCACCUAUAUAUCCCCAUCGAAGCUUUCUUCUUGAGAGAGAAACACAACAGCAAACAACCCCCAUUUAUAUGGGCUGCGUAUAUAUAUCGGUAAAAGUAACGUUUGGAUCUUGAUUUGCUUUUGCCUGGUUAAUGGCGGGCAUGGAGUGCAAGCUUUGUUCCAAGAGAUUCUCCAAUGGCAAGGCUUUGGGUGGUCACAUGAGGUCCCAUUACGCCGCAUUGCCGCUCCCACCCAAGACACCCCAGAGACAAGAAGAGGAACCCAGUGAUCCGCCCACCGAGUCGACUUCCUCGUUCUUCUCUUGUGAUGAGCGAGAAGGUGAUGAGAGAGAAAGAGAAAGCAGCGCCGAGAAAUCCUCUCUCUCUUUUGGGUUGAGAGAGGAUCCGAAGAAGCGGUUGCGGUUGGUAGAUCCCGAGUUCUUCGAGACAGAGUCUAGAUUCAAGAGGGCGAAGGGUGUGGAUGACGGAGAGCCAUUAAUGGAAGAAGAUGUUGCUUUGUGCCUGGUUAUGCUUUCACGGGAUGUGUGGAGAAUUUCAGAGGAUUCGAGAACGAGUGAGAAAGUCUACAAAUGUGAGAGAUGCGACAAGGUUUUCAAGUCAUCUCAGGGGCUGGGCAGCCACAGGGCUAGUCAUUUUAAGAAAAUCAAGAGUUCAUUUGAUGGGUUCUCCGACACCGAUCAGUUCUUCAGAAAACCAAAGGAGAUUGUGGUUAAAGAGCAAGUUCAUGAGUGCCCAUUAUGCGGUAAAAUCUUCAGGUCAGCUCAGGCUCUUGGAGGGCACAAGAGAUCACAUCUUCUGGCCUCAAAAUUUGUGGGCACAAACGUUUCUGAUAAGCUUGAAGAUGACGCCUCCAUAGAUCUUAAUCUGCCUGCGGCUGCUGCUGCUGCAAUCGAAGAUGAGGAUGAGGAUCCUGAGGAGUUUGUUAGUGAAGAAAGAUGUUUCGGUUUCUGAUGCUGAAUUUGUCAAUCACAUCAAAUGCACAGCCACAGAAGUUGUUAAGAGGGAUGGAGUGCGUGUUGUGUGUGUGUUUUACAUGCAUAUGACUGAUAACUGGCUUGAGGCACAAGAAUCUUGAGUGUCCAGUUCUGCAAGCUUGUUCUGUUCCUGUUUCCAGCUGUUAAUUGUUUGUGUUUCUGAUCUGUUUUUGUGCUUUCUAAUAUUUGCGU